UAAAAAAUAAUUAAUAAAAUAAAAAUCUAAAAGAAAAUAGAACUUUAAAACAAAGAAAAAAAAACUAAAAACAAAUACACAUCAAUGCUUAAUUUAGUUACUGUUAGUAGACCUUAGUUGGUGGAGAGUCAACAUCUUACACAAACUUACAAUCCUAUAGCUCAAUAAACUGUUCCUGUAAUGUAGUUUGUCACUAGUAGCCCUCAAAUAAUUCCAGUUUCUUAACAAGUUCUACCUAUUUAGAAUAACUUUAAUGAUUAGAACUUUUUGAACCAAUCUAGAAGUACAGCAAUAAGCACUAGCAGAGUUAAUUACUAAAAUGAAACUCCAAGAAACGUAACCUUCUGUGUACCUGCUUAAAGUGCUAAUAAUUCAUCAUUCAUAGCUCAAAGUAUGAAUUAGAAUUAAUUUGAAAGCAACCCAUUUAAUUCUUAAAGAAUUGUGAUUAGAAAUGAUGUCAGUCCUUAAAGAGUGAUUUACUAGACUAAUCAAGAUAUGUCAGCAUAUUAGAAUAAUUACAACUAUCAACAUCAUGAUAAUUAACAAUUUAACUAGUAAAAUGGAUAUUCAAAAAUAAGAUCCAAUUCUCAUAAUUUUGCUAAGGGUUUCCCUAACUAAAAUAAUCAAUAUGACAGCUAUUCUCCAAGAUAGUCUAAUAGUGGUUUCAAUACUCCAACAAGAAGAAGAGACAAUCAUUUAAGCUUCUCAUAGCUACAAGAAAGGAUGAACAACGAAGAAAAUGAAAAGUGUCAAGAUAGGUAAUACUCUUAAGAAAGAGUGAGAUUACAUACAUACUCUAAUGAUAAUUAAAACUUUGACCCAAAAGAAAAGAACCUAAAAAAGAAAGUAGAAGUUUUAGAGCUUUAAAGAAGCUUAAUAGAUGAUCAGCUAAAAUUCAAAGAAUAAAUGCUGGAAAAUGUGUCUCAUGAGCAUAGUUAAUGCUACACAAGAAUUAGAUAGUUAGAAUAAACUUUGGUUUAAGUCAUGUAAGAAAAAGAAGAAAACGAGCAAAAGCUUAGAAAUGACUUAAAUCAAUUAAAGAUGGUCAUCUAAAACCUAUAAGAACAAAAUAAUAAUUACGUACAAUAAAUUCUUUAAAAGAAUUAGAUUUAGUGA
Messenger RNA from Tetrahymena thermophila SB210, 1116 nucleotides. RefSeq lists its product as hypothetical. The transcript has a single exon. The record is from RefSeq and is a predicted model, not a curated record. Lineage: Eukaryota; Ciliophora; Oligohymenophorea; Hymenostomatida; Tetrahymenidae.